Morchella importuna is the source of this 1587-nucleotide messenger RNA. RefSeq lists its product as uncharacterized. The transcript has 7 exons. The record is from RefSeq and is a predicted model, not a curated record. Lineage: Eukaryota; Fungi; Ascomycota; Pezizomycetes; Pezizales; Morchellaceae. Bases 1 to 1587 code for a protein of 528 amino acids.
AUGCUCAAUGGUAAUCAGGCCGUUGCCUUUGAAUGGUCUUUUGCAGGCUUGGCUCUUAUAUUUGUGCUCUUAAGACUCUAUGUCAGGAUUUUCCACGGACCAAGUAGUAGGCUCAACUGGAGCGACUGGAUUGUGGUGAUAGCAUGGCUGAAUUUUGCUGCUGGUUGCGCCUGUGAUGUUGAACUGAAUCGAUUAGGAUUUAUCCAUCCUGCUUCUUCAUAUCGCGGUAACUUAUCCAUGAUUACUCCUGAUCCAGAGAAGACUGUUCGAAUUCUAAAGAUCAUAUAUUACUCGAUUUUCCCUUACAUCAUCGACUUAUGGCUUAUCAAAGCUGGUAUUCUAAGUUUUUAUUAUGUUGUUAUUCCAAGGACAUUACCGUUAUAUCGAUGGUUCCUGCAUAUGACUGCUGGCCUUUGCCUUGUGACCUUUUUUAUGGUCUUCUUUAUAAACAUGUUUUGGUGCGAUCCAAUUUGGAGCAACUGGUCUCUAGAUGAAGCAGAGAUUUGUGUUGCUAGUGCCAAGGAGCCCCCUUUCUUUCUUACAGUUGGUAGCACUAUUAUCACGGAUCUAUUGAUAUUCUUCCUUCCAUUUCCACUGCUUCAAAACAUCCACCUCCCGCUCCGCAAAAUGGUCGGCGUAAUCGCCCUAUUCACACUCGGCUCCCUCACAAUCCUCGCUGCAAUUUGUCGUGUCGCUGUGAUCGCAAGAACCGCAAAUGUCACCGAAGUCACUGCUUGGACCGCCGUUGAGUGCUCCACUGGCAUAAUAGUAGCCUGCGCCCCGGCUCUUCGGGUGCUCCUUAUACGCCGAGAGCGUAGCCCCUCUGGCGGCCUCUCAAAAUCCACCAGGUCCUACCCAAGACCGGGCCCGCCCAUCUUUAGCGCCAGCGAUCGAAACGAGAUAUGGGAUGGAACUGACGCGACAGCACCGCACUGGAUCCGCAUGGCGAGCAUAUCCGGCAGCGCCGCUGUAUCACCGCGGGAACCACAAUUUGACGAUGCCGUGAUAGAGGCGCUCUCGAAACAACUAACACCGGGCAGGAACAGCCACGACUUUCGUAACUCCAGUUUUAAUAACUUCGAUAUGGUUGCACCGAUUCCGAAUAUGAGACUACAACUUGGUCGAGGAAUCAUAGAGCAUGCACCAAUGUCACCGCAUAGUACUAGAUCACCCGUGGACGACCAUAUGACGAUUGGGUCAAUAUCACCUCGAACUAUAUCGCCUCUGACAAGUCCAGAUUUUAUUCGGCUGGACCACCGACCCGGAUCGGACGAUGUCUCGCUGAACCGAUGGGACACCAGCGAGAGUGGGAGACUGGAGCUGGGAAGGAUCGUGGAAAACGCGGCGGGAGCGAAUCGGCCAAGGGCUGCAUGCAUUACAACUGUAGGGGAAGGGUGGGAGGGGAGAGGGGGUCUCGGGCCGUUCUGGAUUAUCGGGCACAAACUGGGGGCCUCAAUAUUGGACCCAUGGAGCACCUACCUACUCAAGCUUGGCUACUUUAUUUACCGUUCCUUGAAUCCACCUCGCACACGUGUUGUCGCACCAUGCUGCUCCUCUGAGCAGAGACGCAUCUACAUAUCUAUCUAG